ACCCCUCGCCUAGGGGCCGGUGUCCGGCUCGCAGUGUGGAGACUCGUCGCUGGCCGGAUCCAGCCUGCGGCCCCCGCUUAGCCCAAGCCCCUGGGCUGCAGCCCCUAGAGCCCCUGGGCUGAGGGGACCGAGGCUGGCGGUUGGAGGCAGUUUGGAGCGACUGGGGCGCGCGGCCUGGCCGUGUCAUGACGAGGGCGUGUCGGAGGUUGCCCGGCCCGGGAAUGCGGCUGAGGGAGGCUCCUGCUGGGGCUGCCACCGGGGCGGGCCGGGGAGCGGCUCGGGGGCUGAUGCUACUCGGCAGAAGGAGGAGGGGCUGGCGCAGAGACUUGGAGUCGGGAGGCGGCGGCGGCGGCGAACUCGGAGCAGCCAGGUUUUUGCAAUUCCUAAGUAUUUGGCCUUUUCCGAGUAAGUAAUAUGGAGAUGGAGAGGAUGAACACGGAUACGUCUGGUGAGGAGGAAGAAAAGGAAAACAAUGACAGAAACUCUAGAGUUUGUACUAGCUGUGACAAGAUCCAUGAGUCCAUUUCCAAAUGGAUGCUUCCUGAAAAUGCCAGAGGAACCUACCUGGAAAGAGCAAACUGUAUCCCUCCUCCUCUCUUCAUCAUUUCGAUUAGUAUAGCUGAGCUGGCUGUAUUCAUUUAUUAUGCUGUUUGGAAGCCCCAGAAACAGUGGAUCACACUGGAUACAGGUGUCUGGAACAGUCCCUUUAUUUAUAGGCCUGACAAGAGGGAAGAAGCUUGGAGAUUCAUUUCAUAUAUGCUAGUGCAUGCUGGCAUUCAACACAUUUUAGGAAAUCUCUUUCUGCAACUUAUUUUGGGGAUCCCCUUAGAAAUGGUUCAUAAAGGGCAUCGGGUUAGUCUGGUGUAUCUCGCAGGAGUGAUUGGAGGUUCCUUGGCUAGCUCAGUCUGUGAUCCGCUCCAGGCUCUCGUAGGGGCUUCAGGAGGAGUCUAUGCUCUCAUUGGAGGAUACUUUAUGAAUAUUUUAGUGAACUUCAGAGAAAUGAUUCCUUUGUUUGGAGUCUUCAGAUUGCUCCUCAUUGGGAUUAUAGUUGGAACAGAUAUGGGAUUUGCUCUGUACAGAAGAUUUAUCGCUCCUGUGAAUGGGCCUCAAAUUGAGCUCCUGCAGUCUAUCUAUUGAUCACUAUAAGGUCACUGGAAAAAAAUGUUAAAUUGUGUAGGACCAAGAAGUGAUCCCUGAGGGACCCCACUGGAAACAGACCUGCUUAAUGAUGAUUCCUUUGCAACUAAAUUUUGAGCCAUUUUUUAGUCUUUUGAAUGUAUGCCAUGUUAAUUCUAUAUUGUUGUAGUUUUUAAUCAAAAUGUUGUGUCAAACGCUUUUCAGAAGUUUAUGCAUAGUAGGUCAACACUAUUGCCUUAUCAACCAAAUUUAUAAUCUCAUAAAAAUAUGUAAAUUAGUUUUUCAGGAUCUAUUUUCCAUAAACCCAUGUUGAUUUUCAUUCAUUACAUUACUCUCCUUCAAUUCUUUAUUAAUUGAGUCCUGUAUCAGCCACUCCAUUAUUUUGAUCAAGAUUGAUAUCAGUCUGACAAGCCUAUAAUUACCCAAGUUACCCUGUUUAUUCUUUUUAAACAUUGGCACAACAUUACCUUUCUUCCAGUCUUCUGGAACUUCCCUGGUGCUCCAAGGAAAAUCAAUUUAUUGAAAAUCAAUGGUCCAGGGAGCUCCUCAGAUGGCUUUGUUAAAUCUCUUGGAUGCAAGUUAUCUGGACCUGCUGAUUUUAAAAUGUCUAAUAUUAGUAGCUUCUGUUUAUCAUUUCCAGAGAUACUAAUAGAAUGGAAAGACUGUUAUCACCAUAUGGUGAGAAUAUCAUGUUUUUUCCCAAAUACAGAACAGAAAUAUUUAUUGACCACUUCUGACUUUUCUGUAUUAUUAUUAAUUCUACCAUUUCCAUCUAGUAGUGGGCCAAUACCAUUGUCAGGACUUUUUUGUUCGUAAUAUAUUAAACAAAUUCCUUCUUACUGUCCUUAAUUGUGUUAGCCAUAGAUUUCUGUGUCCCUUUACUUCCCUUCUCAAUUUUCUACAGUUCCUAACUUCUGAAUUAUAUUCAUAUACUAUCAGCUUUCCAUUUGUUCCAUUUGUUACUUUUUUUAUAGCUGCCUUCAUUUCCCCUCUAAACCAGGAGCCUUCUUCCUCAAUUGUGGGAUUGUGACUUUUAGUUAGGUGUUCUUUGAUGGUUCCCAAUUAUCAUUCACAUUUUUCUGAUUAAAUUCUUCCUCUCAGCUACUUGGCUUAUAAAAAGUUGAAGAUACAUUUGUUAACUUAGAUAAUGUAUAGGCAUCCAGAGAUGGGAUGGGUGCUUAUUAUAUUAUCUAUAUACAUUGUAAUAAGCUGUUACCUCUGUCUGAGACCAAGAUUUUUGGUAUAUUUUAAAGGCUUCUUUUCUUGUAGAAGCUGUAUCCAGCCGUGAAACUGGCUACAUAUUUAAUAAAAUACUAUCUUUAUGGAAUAAAGCAUGGCAUGUAGAUUUCUCCACUAUACUGUCAAUGUACUUGUGUAGUAAUUCUUGCAGGUAACUUACUACUGAUUAAGAUAACUGCGGGUCUAUGUUAAACUCAGAGUAAGUAAAGCAAGACUUUUAUCCCUUGCUGUCUAUUGCUUAAUCACAAUGGGCAUACUAAGAGAAGUAUAGUUGUGUUUAAGAAUUACUAUGUAUUUGAGCAUGGACAGCACACUCAUCUUUCAGAACAAAUGGCAGACAAGGGCACUGCCCUUGAACUAUUUAAAUUGUAAUAAAUAGCACAGUCCCCAUAAAUAAUUUUUUAUGAAAAAUGGUGUGGGGAGGAAGAGGUGUGGUGGAAGAGAGGUUGAAGGAGUGGUAAACCAGGUCAGGAAUACUGUUCUGUUAACAUAGGGGCUCGUGGUAUAAAGCAGGAAGGAAAUUAGGACAUGCCUAGGCAUGCAUCUUGAGCACAGGCAUGGAGAAGAAUAGAAGAGAGGUAGCCAGGAGCAAGGAGGGAGCCCAGAAGGCAGAAGCCUGAAAAACAGACAAGGAGUUUGAAUUUAAUGUGGAAGGUGAGAAAACCACUAAGGGACUUAAAGAAGGGACAGAUGUGGUAGGAGCAGUGGUGAUUUUUACAGAAUACUUUGGAACAAUUGAGGGGUGUGAGAGAUGAGGUCAGAAAGGCUGCCACAGGUGAAGUGAGACUUGACUGACAUGGUCAAGGGUUUGGAGUGUGGGAAUAGAGGAACAGGUGGAUUCUGAAGAUGUUGAAGAGACAAAAUUGGUAGGAUUUAUUGACAGAAUCCAUGUUGCAGAGAAGAGAACAGAGGAGUUGAAAACCACACUGAGAUUAAUUAUUUGAGGACAGGGAGGAUGGUGGUAGUGCCCACAGUGAUAGAAAGAAGACUGCGUUCAGUUUUCUUCAUGUUGAGUUCAAGCUGAUUGCAAUAUAUCCAAAAGGAAAUAUUGGAGACACAGCUGGAGAUGGUGUGACUGAGUGAAGAUGGGGAGGUAGAUGUGAAAGACAUCAGCAUAGAGGUGAUGGAUUAGAUGCCCCCAGGGGUAAUAUGAAAAGGGAAAAUAAGGCCAAAUGAAAGAGGUCUGAGAGACAUUGUCAGUGAACCCUGUUCAGAUGUAGACUUCUUAUUGUUCAAGAACUUCAUUGGGACAGAAUGGACUAAUGUACUUUCACCCCUACAGACUUACACUGAAAUCCUGAUUAUGACACAAGAUAUUUGUUGUUCUCAGCCUUGCCCUUAAAUUAUUUGGGGCAGGGACAUGUUAUAUUUGCCCCCAUUAUGUAGCUCAAUUUAAACUAUUAACUGACAGUGCUAUACAUGAAUAUCUUUGUCUCAAGAGUCACUGAUAAUUCGACAAUGAAAUGACAGCAUGGACUACAUUAUGUCAGUUAUUUCUGAUUCAAAUAGCUGCAUUUCAGUUAUAGACAGUGUUAUUUACAUUAUAAACGUAACUCACAAUUUGUAAUUAGCAACUCUGCUAGACACCUGGGACUGGAUAGCAGGCUUGUUAGUGUCAACAUUGAGUGACAACAUAUAUAUAUUCCACACACACUUGAAGCUAACAUGACAUCUGCUUGCUCCGAAGUCUCUCUUGCCAGCUACAUUAAUCCCUUAUUUCCUUAAGUAUUAAAUUUACCUACUAACUUUAAAACUCCAUUUGUAGUAGUUGGGCAGUGCUACAGGUAUAUUGUCAAACUAAAUCUGUAUUUUGGACUAUGGCAUCUUAUUAUUUGGUUAGAAAUCUCUUCUAUUAUAAUAUUCAAAAUUUCCUCUCUUUCUGAGAAGUAAUCAGCCUUGUUCUACUGUGACCCAGUACCUGGCUGCACAAACAGCAGCGGGAGCACAGAUUAACACACCAUUCCUGGACCUCUCUUUAAUAAUCAGUUACUCUCAUAACAAGGAAGUAAACAUGGCAUAGCUGAUCGUUUGUGGCCAUCCUGAUGAUGCAAGUGUGUGUGUGUGUGUGUGUGUGUGUGUGUAUUUCAUGAUGCAUUUCUAUCUAAUAUAUCUAAUUUUCUUCUCUCUUUCAUCUAGGUUUUCAUACUGCACUCAUCACUGUGGUAACUCAGUGCUUUACAUCUAUAACUUUCCUGUUCAUCCUGAGUAUUUUUGUAUAUCACCUGCAGCCAUGCCACCUUAUACUGUGUCUUUUCAUAUCUCAAGUUAAGCAGGGUUGGGCUUGAUCACACUCUAAACUGGAAACCUCCAAGGAAUUUCUAUAUACUGUGCACACUGACUUUUAGCGAAUCAGUAGGGAACCAUGUUCCCUUAGAGUCAGUUCUGAAGGAAUGUCCCAGCAUGGCAUUAGGGACAUGCAUAUUUUGGAUGAGGCAUAAAACUGUGAUCAAAGAUGUCAUGACUGUCUUCAUAAAUUAUAUCCAAAUUCUAGCCAAAUUCCCAGUUCUGAAUAAUUUAAUUCUACCUCCCUAGAUUCAUACCUGCAGUUUUAAUUUGAUAUGUAGCUGUACACUAUUAAACAGCUACUGCCUUCCAUCAGAGUAGCUACAUUUAAAUACUAAUGAUCCCUAAGUAUCCUUUACCUAUCUCAUAGGCAUGUGUUAAAGCUAAAGUAAUAUUUAUAAGUGCUUUCAAAUCCUUGGAUGAAUAAUGUUACAGAAGUGCUGGUAUUCCUCAGUCUUGAAAUGUAACUUAACAGUUUACUUCUUUUUCUCUUAAGGUGUCCUUUGUGGCUCACAUUGCUGGUGGCCUAGCUGGGAUGUCAAUAGGUUAUGUCAUUUUCAGCUGCUUUGAUAAGAACUUUAUAAA
Molecule: messenger RNA, 5244 nt
Organism: Mauremys reevesii (Reeves's turtle)
Lineage: Eukaryota; Metazoa; Chordata; Testudines; Geoemydidae
Gene: RHBDL2
Product: rhomboid like 2
Exons: 9
Coding region: 415-1137 (240 amino acids)
Cellular component (GO): membrane
Molecular function (GO): serine-type endopeptidase activity
Source: RefSeq, a predicted model, not a curated record